Molecule: messenger RNA, 2349 nt
Organism: Yarrowia lipolytica CLIB122
Lineage: Eukaryota; Fungi; Ascomycota; Dipodascomycetes; Dipodascales
Source: RefSeq, a predicted model, not a curated record
AUGACUACCACAGACAGCCCCUCCGUGCUCCAGGACAAGGACAUUGACCGGCUCGUCAACGCUCAGAAAAAGCCCCAGGAAGAGCCCACCAUGAAGGACAAGGCGCUGCUGUUCGAGAAGCAGAGACAGGAGAAGAAGAUGAAGCAUACAGAGGCCAAGAUGGAGACCAAUCCGCUUACUUCCGCCAAGACGUUUCGCAAGGCCCCAACUGAGGCUUCGACUGCUACCACCAAGGACUCUACCAAGAACGUCAAUAACGCUACAAGUACCAAUAACGCUACAAGUACCAAGAACAACACCAAGAACACUCCCAAGAACACCCCCAAGAACAUCCCCAAGAACACUACUGCCAAACCCCCGAUUCCCAAGUCAGCAAUGAAGCCAUCCGUUCCUGCUGCAGCUGCUGCUGUUUCAACGUCUGCUGCUACUGCGCCUGCUGCUACUGCUUCAGUGUCCGUCUCUGAGCCUGCUGCGGCGUUUUCUCCCGCUUCUCACGACAUGGCUUCGUUCAUGACGGGCGAUACCUCUGCUGCAAUCGAGUGUCUCAUGAACGGCACGUCGACCUCGACUCCGCAGAAGAGCGCCAGCGGAAUCAGCACAAACAAACAUGUCAACGCAGCCGCCAGCCAGGUCAACAACCGCAGCAACACCUCCAACUCGUUCGACAGCCACACGACACAAAAGGCCGGCUCGUACAACCCCAACAUUACCAACAUUUUAUCUGAACGAGAGCUCGAUUCGACCGAUUGCUAUGCGGAUUCGGAGUCCAGGUCCCAGCCACACAAGCCGUCUGUUCUUCUUCCCACCACGGUUUUGACCGACAACAAGACCCCCACUUACCCUCCUUCGCCGGAGUUCUUUUCGGACCACACCGACGCCCGUGACGUGCGGGUGGGCGCCUCGUUUGUCAACCACAAGCAGCCCUACAACUUUGCCCGAAACAACCAUGGCAGCGACGUGUCCAGUGCGAUGGAUAAUGCGAGACGUCAGGCGUCUGAGACCCGUCGUUCGAACCUCAGCUCCUACAACGACAGGAACCAGCCUGCGGCCCAUUCGUAUCUCCGAACCGCGCCCAAUCACAUGGAGAAGAUCCGCACGGAGGUUGACAAGGAGCAGACAAGAGAGAAGAAGCUGGCUCGUGAGCGUUUGGCCAGAAAGCAGCAACGCGACAAGUUUGACUUGCUGCAGACCCCACAGACCAAGAACAAGUUCAACAUGCAGGUGCCGCUGGAUAUGAGCGAGGAGCAGCUGUUUGAGGUCAUUUGCAAGCUCACCACACAGCUGGAUCAGAGCCAGGCAAGGGUUCGGGAGGUGGAGGAGCUCGUUCAGCAGUGUUCUGAGCAGCUCAACGAGCGAUCUGUGGAGAUUGACUCGUUGAAGAGCCAGUAUGAGGAGGGCCAAGGGGAAAAGGAGAUGCUCGUGGGCCAAUUGGAGGAACAGUUGAAACGUGUGAGUGAAGAAAAAGAUGUGGAAUUGAGACAGGCGACGGAGAGGAUGGAGAAAGAACUGAACGACGUGACCGCGACCAAGGAUCACGAGAUUCAGCAGCUCAAGCAACAGGUUCAGGAUCUCACCAUUCAGCUCUCCAGUGCCACGGUGUCUGAUGUCAAAACUCUGCGAACAGACUAUGAACAUUACAAGAGCCAAUGUUACCGCAAGGACGUUAUGAUUUCUGAGCUGGAGGCCAGACUCCAGCGAGAGGAGAACUUGGAGAAAUUUGAAACAGAACUCAAGGACAAGGAGAAACGUCUCAUCAAGACAGAGCUUCGACUAGGACAGCAGGCACUGGAACAGGAUCAUGAGAGACAAAAGCUGGAGGUGGAGAAGAAGGUGUUGGGCGAGAAGGAUGAAGAGGAGCGGCUGAGAGAGCGACUGAGAGAGUUGGGCUCACGAGACAGAUCAUAUAAUCGGUCGUCCCGUGACAGAUCACAUGACCGAUUAUACGAGCGGUCGCCUCGAUCUCGUGAUCGCUCUUCACGUGACAGGUCCCGUGAUCGAUACUCCCGUAGCCGAUCCCGCUCCCGAUAUCGUCGUAGGAGUGACUCAGUAAAGGACUACUCUGUCGGACCACGUGACAAGGGCGAUCUUCGCUCUCUGGCUCUGGAGAAGAUUAUCGACUUUCUGUUGGCUCGUCAAAAGGCUGGAGCUCAGAGAGCCCAUAUGGAUGCGUGUUACAAUGUGUCUGGCCCUGGAGUGCGGUAUGGAGAUGGGUUGAGUGAUGCCACCGUGGAGAAGGUGCUCAAGGAGUUUCUCAACAAGGAUGAGGGGUAUCUGAUGGAUUUGCUCGAGGGAGAUGGCAAGAGGUUGGACGAGUAUUUGGGUACCAUAUACUCGGGAGUGGGUGUGUGA